UUAAACCUCUUUUAAUCUGAGGCAGGGGAUGAGUAGAAAAGAGGGUUCCCUUACACCCUUACAGCUAAGGACCAAACCCAGGGUAGUAAGCGCUCUACUACUGAGCUAAAUCCCCAACUGCUAUUUUAUUUAUAAUUUGUGUGUUUGUGUAUGUGUCCAUGCCCACAGAGACCAGAGAUGUCAGAUCCCCCUAGAGCUAGAGUUACAGAGGGUUGUGAACUGUUUGACAUGAGGUGCUGGGCAAGAGUAAGAUGCUCUUAACCACUGAGCCAGCUCUCUAGCCCUGAGAAGAUCUUGAGCUCCAUGUCCUUCUCCCUGUCCCUGAGUGGAUACAUCACCCAGUACCUGUGCUCAGUUUUGACAGAAUAGCCCCUCCUAUCCUCUGCCCCUUGGAGAGGAUCUGCUAGAGACACCGCAAGACCUAGUCUCCUUGGCUCAGCCACUGGAGUAGCCUGGGAUUAGGCCACCAUCUAGGAGCAGUUUUACUACACCUGCGAUAUAGUACCCUGUUCUGUGACUCCUCCAGUUUUUCCUCCAGUUCCUGAGGUAACCCAUGAAAUGACUGGAGCCCAGAAGACUACAAAGUACAGUCUAGGUUCCAGCUCAGGUCUGUCCCUAGCAGGGGAAUUCCUGCAUGUGUUUCCUCUUCCCAGACUGGAAGAAGAAGGGACAGCUGGGCUCAGUCUACCAGGUGCUGGGACACAGCUGUCCCCUCAUAGCCCCACCACCCCCACCAACCCAAGCAAGCUGAGCUGGGUGGAGACUGAGCAGGGUGGGGCUACCCUGAGCUAUCCAGCCAGGCUGUAUCCACUGCAGGCAAAUGCAACCAGGGAUUGAUUCUAAGCAGCAGUUCUGACUGGUGAGAGCUGCCCCUGACCGGAUGGGGUAGUGGAUGGGAGGGGAAGGAGAGAAGUAGUGAAGUAGUGAGUACAGCAGGAACUUCCAAAGGAAAAAUUAGAAUUGCCUGGGGAAAUGGCUGGAUUGAAGGGGAAGGGCCUGGGAGCAGCAGGGGGUUGGAGAGCAUGCAAGAGGAGGGGGUGGUUAGUGGAAAGGGGUGUGGGGAACAGCAGGAGCCCUAGGAGGCCAAAUGGCUAGCUGUGGGCCCUAGUUCCAGCUUUCUUCUUUCUUGCUUUGGCUCCCUUCCCAUCUAUGGUGAGUGAACCCUUCUGAGCUGGCUGCCAUGCCAGAAGGCAGCAUGAAACCAAUAACGGUCCAUGAAUUAAAGACUAGGGAGUACAAGGUAUAAGCUGAAAGGGCAAGGGACCCUAUCCACCCAUGGCUUUGCCAGGUGAGGUGGGUGCAGUCAAGAGUUUGAGUUGCUUUCUCAGGUCUGGACCCUGCCAUGCCAGCUCCGCUGCUCCCGAUGCUGCUCCGAUCUCUGCUGUCCCGCCUGUUACUGCCCGCUGUCCGCCUGGCCCGCCAGCACCUCCUACCCCUGCUCCGGCGACUGGCACACCAACUGAGCUCCCAGAACAUGAGAGAAGCUUUGCUGGGCUGUCUGCUGUUGGUCCUCAGUCAGCAACAUCCUCAGGAUGCUGGGGAGGCCUCCAGAGUGGACCUCCCCCAGAAGGAGAGGUUAGGCCCCCAAAAGUGAAGGCCAUGAAUUCUGGCAGCAGCAAUGUCCACCGAAGUGCUUUGUUUUGGAGUUAACAGUCCUGGC
Nannospalax galili (Upper Galilee mountains blind mole rat) is the source of this 1660-nucleotide messenger RNA. RefSeq names its product myomixer, myoblast fusion factor (gene Mymx). Lineage: Eukaryota; Metazoa; Chordata; Mammalia; Rodentia; Spalacidae. Gene Ontology annotation, cellular component: endoplasmic reticulum membrane; Golgi membrane; plasma membrane. The record is from RefSeq and is a predicted model, not a curated record. The transcript has a single exon. Bases 1343 to 1594 code for a protein of 83 amino acids. Gene Ontology annotation, biological process: myoblast fusion; skeletal muscle organ development.